CACCUCCUUGGAGCGAGGUAGUAGGAGCACCGAGCACCGGAGGCGGUACCGGGAUCCCGGCUAAGGGGAGGGGAGCGCCGGACCCGGAGGAGGGGAGGGGGCGAUGCUGGAAGCCAUGGCGGAGCCCAGUCCCGAAGAUCCACCUCCGACCCUUAAGCCAGAGACACAGCCACCAGAGAAACGCCGGAGAACAAUUGAGGAUUUCAACAAGUUCUGCAGUUUUGUCUUGGCCUAUGCGGGUUACAUCCCCCCUAGCAAAGAGGAAAGUGACUGGCCAGCCUCUGGCUCCAGCUCUCCAUUGCGAGGUGAGAGUGCAGCAGACAGUGAUGGCUGGGACUCAGCCCCGUCAGAUCUCCGAACCAUCCAAACCUUUGUUAAGAAAGCAAAAUCAUCCAAGCGAAGGGCAGCUCAAGCAGGUCCCACCCAGCCGGGACCUCCAAGGGCCACCUUCUCUCGCCUGCAGUCCCCUGACAGUGCCACUCUGCUCGAGAAGAUGAAGCUCAAGGACUCUCUCUUUGAUCUGGAUGGGCCCAAAGUGGCAUCUCCACUAUCUCCCACAUCCCUGACACAUGCCUCUCGGCCCCCUACUGCUCUCACCCCAGUGUCCCUUUCCCAGGGGGACCUCUCCCAACCUUCUCGAAAGAAGGACCGAAAGAACCGAAAGUUGGGGCCGGGAGGGGGGGCUGCCUUUGGUGUGCUUCGGAGGCCUCGGCCAGCCCCGGGGGAUGGGGAAAAGAGGUCUCGAAUUAAGAAGAGCAAGAAACGGAAGUUGAAAAAGGCAGAGCGAGGGGAUAGACUCCCACCUCCUGGGCCUCCCCGGGCACCCCCCAGUGAUACAGACUCUGAAGAGGAGGAGGAGGAAGAAGAGGAGGAGGAGGAGGACGAGGAGGAGGAGAUGGCAGCAGCGAUAGGGGGUGAAGCCCCGGCCCCUGUAUUCCCAACACCCCCUGAAGCUCCUAGGCUCCCUGCCACAGGGCCCCCUGAAGUAGCCCCUCCCACUGACAGUGAAAGCAAGGAAGUGGGCAGCACUGAAACAAGCCAAGACGGAGAUGCCAGCUCCAGUGAGGGCGAGAUGCGGGUCAUGGAUGAGGAUAUCAUGGUGGAAUCAGGUGAUGACUCAUGGGAUCUCAUCACGUGUUACUGCCGAAAGCCCUUCGCAGGGCGGCCCAUGAUCGAGUGCAGCCUGUGUGGGACGUGGAUCCACCUCUCCUGUGCUAAAAUUAAGAAGACCAAUGUCCCUGACUUCUUUUACUGCCAGAAAUGCAAGGAACUGCGGCCAGAGGCCCGGCGGUUAGGGGGCCUCCCCAAAUCUGGAGAGCCCUGACAUCGUCAAGUCCAGGCUGGAACUUCCAAUUGACAACAUGACUUGGGAACUGAGCCUCAGGGUCCUCAGCCCAUCCCCUGGGGCUUGGACAUUGUCCCACUUCAAGGCAGAAAUUCCCAAGGGAGGUUUGUUUGGAAGGUGUCUCAUGGUGGUCCUGCCCUGCCUUCCUCCCCACCCUCUGGACUUGAACUUGGAUCCAUUGCAGUUGGGGGUCAGAGGUUGUCUGGGUCCCUAGACACAAAAUCCCUGCCUCUGGACCUGCCGCCCCUCACUUUUUGGGCCAGGGUUGAAACUGGGAUGGGAUGAGGCAUUGUCUGUAAACUCUAGUGUAAAUACAGCACUCCCCUCCUUCAUCUUUUCUUCUCCUAUUUCACUCCCUGUUUAUUUUCUUCUGUACCAGUUGUAUUUUUAAUUUUGGGCUUCCCCUUUUGGGCAUGGUAGCUCAAAGGUGGAAUACCAGAGUCUGGAGGGAGGAAGGAACGUAGAAAGGUGACAUUUCUCUCACUCACCUCUUUUGUUUUUAAUAAUAUUAGACAGCUGUAUAGACAGCCUGCCUGUUGUAAAUAAAGCAGAAUGGGCUCUUUUGUGUUUAUA
Messenger RNA from Choloepus didactylus (southern two-toed sloth), 1918 nucleotides. It is a transcript of the gene PHF23, whose product is annotated as PHD finger protein 23. The transcript is spliced from 5 exons. Gene Ontology annotation, biological process: negative regulation of autophagosome maturation; negative regulation of autophagosome assembly; positive regulation of protein ubiquitination. The record is from RefSeq and is a predicted model, not a curated record. The coding region runs from base 104 to 1324 and encodes 406 amino acids. Lineage: Eukaryota; Metazoa; Chordata; Mammalia; Pilosa; Megalonychidae.